UUUGGGGUGGAAACUGGACGGUUCGGAAAUUGAUUGAACGGUAAUAUCGCCAAAAGAAUUCAACUCUUCUGAACCAAGGAUGAGUAAAUCACCUGGAAGUGUCGUAUCGUCGGAUGAAACCCAAAGUGUUAGUGAUGAAUCGUUGGUAGUGUCGGCUGCAAACUCCCACACCUCGCUCAGAUCGAUUGGCAUCGUUAAGGGAGCUAGGAAAUCUUCCAAGGACGUGGAACAAAUCACAACCUCCGCUACACAGAAAGAGCGACCACCAUGGCGUCCGGCCAGUUUGACCGCAGUUCCGGUACCUCCACCUCCAAAACCCGACAUCAAGGCACGAUUUCUUGAGGCUUCCAAGCGAAUGCGACGAGUCAAUGCGACGGUGCAAACGGAUCCAGUGCAUACGAUACUAAUGAAGGAGGCAUCCACCGACGAGCAAACAGAUCUGAUUGCGAUGGUAGAUGAGGAAAUUCUUACCGAUGGCAAUCUGGUGAUGCGCGAGAUUGGAAAUUUAAUCCUCACUCAUUCGGUGGCUCAAAUGACGGAAGGUGUGGAAACAUGUGAUAGUGGUACUCAGACCGCGAUUCCGCGCAGUGGUAUCUCGUUUCGCAAAUUCCUGGACCCGCUGACCGGCGGCGAACAGCAGCAAGUACCAUCACAAGGAACAGCAACAGUUGGGCCAUUGCCGCUUCUAUCGAAUGUUCGACCGAAACCGCUUGAUUCAGAUGUGCUGGACGAAUCCGAAGCAGCCGGAGAGGAGGAACCGCUCAUGAAAAGCUUUUUCAUAGCAUCAUCGGCAGCCGAUGAUUCUAGUCCCAUUACGGGUGAUACGGCACCGGGGGAGCUCGUAUGCUCGUCACAUGGCAGUAGCGAUAGUGUUAAGGACGCAAACACGCCGGAUCUGAUCAGUGCCACGGUCGAAGGUGAUCCAUCGCCUCAUCGAGGUCAACUGCUGGAAACACCCACCUUUGCCGCGUGGCAUGAUUUGGACUUUUCCGAUGACGACUCGGAACAGUACGUGGGGCGUGAGCUACCGCGUCGCUCGAUCGGCGAAGGCGAACGGCCAUGGGCCGAAUUUAAGGAUCUCGUCAUAGGCUCACGUGUUGCCAAUAUGCGACUCUCACCAAUUCCACCUAGGCGACCUCGUGCACCGCACCAGAAAACUGUUACCUGGAGCGAUCGGCAACAUCGGGCUGUCUCACGAUUGCUAGAUGAAGCAUCCGCCCUGGUCGAUAUGUUUGAUCACGUGUCGCUUCUGCUUGGGCCUGAUAUAGAGCUGCACAAGCUACCUCCGCAGCAGGAGUUUAGCUUACCACCACCCAAGUGGGAACCGCUGCUAGUAAAAUCCUGCGAUCUGCUCGAGGAGAAACUAGCCCAGGUGCGUCCCCUAUCGUUGAGCGAUUUGGGUACGAGUAAGUCAGGGUCCAACGCAUCAUCGUGCCCUUCCCCUAUGCUCUGUGACCUCGGACCAGAAAAGAUCUAAACAAGGCGCUUUUUGUGGAGAGGAUCUACGUUUUAUUUUGUUUGACGAUUCAGAUCUACCAAAGAUCUAGCAUUGAUACAGCAGCAACGAAGGACGUAAACCACAACACUCUCUGCAUCGCAGGUAGAGAGGCCGCAG
This is a messenger RNA of Anopheles darlingi, 1615 nucleotides long. RefSeq lists its product as uncharacterized. The coding region runs from base 80 to 1477 and encodes 465 amino acids. NCBI's taxonomy places the organism in Eukaryota, Metazoa, Arthropoda, Insecta, Diptera, Culicidae. The record is from RefSeq and is a predicted model, not a curated record. The transcript is spliced from 4 exons.